Messenger RNA from Anarrhichthys ocellatus (wolf-eel), 3204 nucleotides. RefSeq names its product LYL1 basic helix-loop-helix family member (gene lyl1). Bases 1102 to 2583 code for a protein of 493 amino acids. The record is from RefSeq and is a predicted model, not a curated record. Gene Ontology annotation, molecular function: RNA polymerase II cis-regulatory region sequence-specific DNA binding; protein dimerization activity; DNA-binding transcription factor activity, RNA polymerase II-specific. Lineage: Eukaryota; Metazoa; Chordata; Actinopteri; Perciformes; Anarhichadidae. The transcript has 4 exons. Gene Ontology annotation, biological process: regulation of transcription by RNA polymerase II.
GAGAGACAGAGAGUGAAAGAGAGAGAGAGAGACAGAGAGUGAAAGAGAGAGAGAGAGAGAGGGGUGAGAAUGACAUAUGGGCAGAGGGGGAGGCAGAGAACAUCUCCACACUUUGAGCACGUCUUCGUUCUAAGGAGCAACUUCUCAACGAAAAAUAAAUAUGUGCGUUUGUACAAUCUAAUCAAACUUAAUGUCUUUGUGAAAAUUUGGGACUUUAUUAUUUAAUUUUUUUCUGAGGAGUGUUUUAUAUGGUGUCAGACAGCUCUGACCUCAGACACUGACAGGCUGCAGUGGAGUGUGAGCGACCUGAAGAAGAAGGAGGAGGAGGAGGAGGAGGUGGGCCUUAAACACUGAGGAGAUGCAACAUGUGCGUUCUUAGAUCGCUUAAACUCUGAUGGAUUUUGCAUGACAGACAGACGAGCCACACUGGAUGUCAUAAUGUAUCUACUCUUUGAUAUCAAUCCACUCUUCGGGGGUCUGGGGCGUUUUGAAUGCUGAAAAGGAUUUUGACUCACAUCCUCAAAAUACACACAGACAGAUGGACUCAGUGAGAGCAGCCACUAGAGACUUCACAUUCACAACCUAGAAUCUGCUGCUCAGGAUAUUCUGUGAGAAGAAUCCACUCAAAAUCCGACCGCAACACCCACCCCGGGUCCACGCUGCACCCAAAGACGGUACUGCAGGAGAAGCCCUCCAUUAAAAACUGCAGGGACUGCAACAUUUCGGUCAUUGGCACCCUCUGAGACGUUGAAGUGAGGGAAUGAAUACAGGCUCACGUUUACUCAAAGCCGGAGACACAGCCAGAGACUGACGACUCGCUCAUUGACCCUGGCAAUGAUAACUGAAGGAUUUCAAGUUGGCCAAAACGAAAAUCUAUUGAGGAAGAGCAGCAAAAUAUUGCGUAUUCUGCAGGUAAGUGGAACAAAGGAGAAAGAAAUAAAGGCUGUCAAGGAAAAGACACGUUGUUUAGAAAAAGGUGUAAAGAGUUCUGUAGGAUGAGCUGCAUGUGGUACACAUGAGCACGUUACUGACUCUCACACACAAACAAAAGACACGCUGGAUCACUUGCUGGGCAGCUGGCACUAACGGGGAUUCACCACCAUGAUGGAGAAGAUGAACCCCACCAGCCCACCUGCCUCACCCCCCGCCCUACCUUGCCACUCCUCAUCCUCCUCAUCCUCCGCCUCAUCCUCCGCCUCAUCCUCCGCCUCCUCCCCAUCCUGCGCCUCCGUAGAGCAGCACAGUCCCCUCCACAACAAGACUUUGGCAUCCUCGGACGCCAUCAGCAGCCCGUGUCCCGCUAACAAGACAGGGCACAAGGGACACACCGAUGUCCCCUCUUCUGGCUCGAUUCAGUCCCCCAUUGCCACGACGACCGCGUUAACCGGUCACGACGCAGACUCAGCUGCUGCACCUGAGCCCAUCGUCAUGGAGACCAGGGAGGAGGAGGAGGAUAAGCGAGGAGGACCAAAGAGCACCUCAGUCCCUGCUGCCUCUGCCAAUGGGUCCCCAACUCUUUCCUCUCCACCUCCGCUCCUCCCGGCACCAGCCAGGACCUACGCGUGCCCUGUACCGCCUCCAACCUCCACCGCCUCCUUCCCUUCAUGCUCAUCAUCCUCUCCUCUUCCUCCACACAUUCCAGUCAUCAGCCUCGGUCACAGCAAACCUCCUCUCCCGCUCCCCAAUACCCUUUUGACUGCCCUCCACCCAAUACCCAACCUCCUACAUGGGCCCCACGGGGACUUUCGCCGCUGUCAGCGGACCUGUUUUCCCGGGGCCAGCCCUGGAGCUUCUGGAUCUUCUGGAGCUUCUGGAGCUUCUGGAGCUUCUGGAGCUUCUGGGGGCCCCUCAGCUCUCUCCCCAGGACCCCUGUUGCCUCAGCAGUACCUGUCUGCACACCCCUUCUUCACCAGUUCUUACCUGAGUCCCUCGGGAGGAAGCUAUGGCAUCAUCAGCAGCAGCCGCAUCAAGAGAAGACCCUCGUCACACUUUGACUUGGAGAUCAAUGACUGCCCUGCACACUCAGACAGUGAUUAUGUGUGUCUAACAGGCCCUCCUCAGAAAAUCGCUCGGCGUGUCUUCACCAACAGCCGCGAGCGCUGGCGACAGCAGAACGUGAACGGGGCUUUCUCUGAGCUGAGGAAACUCAUUCCCACGCAUCCACCCGACAAGAAGCUCAGCAAGAACGAGAUCCUCCGUCUGGCUGUCAAGUACAUCAACUUCCUGGUCACGCUGCUCAGUGACCAGGCACAGGACAAGACCAGGGACUCGGCUGAGGAGGAGGACGAGAGCACCGCGGCCGGGCUGGACAGUAACAAACAGAACCGUCUUUGUCAGUGCAACACUCCUCCUCCGUCCCACGCCGGCCCGCCAUCCUCAGCCCGUCCCGCGACAGUCCACAGAGACAGGGACUCGACUGACUCCGUCAUCGCUCUGGCUAACUCCCCGGCAACAUCCAGUUGCUAUGGCGACACGGACAGUGAGGAGAGCUUUGGGGCUAAGACCUCUUUGGUGACUCAUGGCAUUCUGGGAAAGGUCAGGGGUCAGAUAAGGAUGGUGGCAGCAACAAAUGACGAGCGGUGACACCAGAAGACGGCGAACAAAGAUGUGUAAAUGUCACGGUGACGAACAGGACACUAUCAUCGGCAGAUACCCCAAGUGUUUGAGGAACAAGUGUGAUUCUCUCUCCUAAACCUUCAAGUAGGGAAAGAAGUAGGGGGGGUCUGGAGACAUUUUUGUAGUUUUAACUGUCUCGAUGUCUUUUACAAGUGUAUCUGUGCUGUGGGGCAAGCUGAGAGGCACGAAACAUCACAGAACAUUCAAACAGACUCGAAAUGCGUUACAUCCAAAUAAGGUCACAAUGUUCCUUUGUCAAACAUUACAUGUCUAACAAUGUGGAUAAAUUAUGCAAAACAGGAACAGAACAGAAGAAAUACAGGUUCUUGAACUCUCCUCUGUAGACCCAUACAAAUACUAAAUCUCCCACAAGAGGGUUAGACACCAGUAUUGUUUUGUUAUGGUCUACAUGCGGCCUCAUAAAUGUAAAUAAUCUGCAUUGCCACAGUACAAUUAUGGUGACUGCUAUAGAAUACUCUGCAAAGUUUCCAGUUUUUAAUGUCGCUGUCAGAGAGGCGAGGCAGAUGGUACCACCCUCACAUUGUGACACACUUGUACCAGACAGAAAUAAAGUGCGUUUUAGUUUGC